AUGGGUCAUGAACCAAAACACUUAAAUGAAUUUCUUAAAACGACAGUCAAUGAACUAAAAGCGUUAUGGAAAGGUGUUUGGCUGCAAUCCAGUCUCAGUGCAAUACCACUAGUGUUUAGAGUAGCGUUGCUGUGUACCUCAUCAGACAUCCCAACAUCUCGAAAACUUUGUGGCUUCAAAGGGCACAGUGUUCAAUUGGGCUGUUCAAGAUGCGUAAAGGAAUUCCCUGGAUUGUUUGGAGAAAAGCGAGAUUAUUCGGGUUUUGACCGUGAUUCGUGGAUGAAACGAAAAAAUAAAGACCACAGACAACAAGCCAAAAGAAUCUCCAAAUGCAAGACACAAUCUGAUCAAAAGAAAACAGUAUGGAAUCAAUUACUACAGUGCAUUAUUAGAACUUGAAUAUUUUGACAUAACAAGAUUCUGCUCAAUUGACACCAUGCAUAAUCUUUUUCUUGGUACAGCUAAAAAAUAAUUUAAACUUUGGGUUUCUGAGGGUCACCUCAACGCCAAAACUAUCAAAAGUCGCAUUGAAAGUUCCUGUUGAAAUUGGACGACUUCCAAAGCAAAUAUCAUCAAAUUAUGGAUCAUACACAGCAGAGCAGUGGAAGAAUUGGAGACUAAUUUAUUCCUUACAUGCCCUUAAAGGUGUACUCAAUGACCAGCAACUGCAAUGUUGGCAAACAUUUGUGUUAGCUUGCAAAUAUCUUUGCAAACCUGUGCUUUCAAAAACAGAUAUAUUGAAGGCAGAUAAUUGCCUUCUUAAAUUUUGCACAAGAUUUCAAGAGCUAUAUGGAAACGAAGCUGUAUUUCAAGAGCUAUAUGGAAAUGCAAGAGCUAUAUGGAAAUACAUCUUCAUUGCCAUCUCAAAGAAGUGA
Messenger RNA from Paramuricea clavata, 875 nucleotides. Lineage: Eukaryota; Metazoa; Cnidaria; Anthozoa; Malacalcyonacea; Plexauridae. The record is from the annotation of a GenBank genome assembly.